AUGUAUACAAGUCCACUUAUACAAAACGAAAUAAUAAAUUUGUUUGGUGAUUUAAUUCAGUCAAAAAUUCUUGAAAGAGUUUCAAAAACUAAUUUUUAUACAAUACUUGCAGACGAAACAACUGAUAUUUCUCAAAUUGAACAGUUCUCAUUAUGUAUCCGUUAUGUUGACGAGCAGGUUUUUUCAAUUCGAGAAGAUUUUCUUACAUUCGUUCCGGUAUAUGAUAUAUCUGGUGAAGGUUUGGCUAACACGAUUAAAGAAACAUUAAAAAAAAUUGGUUUUGAUUUGAAUAAAAUGCGAGGUCAGGGUUACGACGGGGCUGCAGCAAUGCGUGGUCGUUUUAGAGGUGUUCAGGCAAUUAUUAAAGAUAUGUACCCAAAAGUAUUAUACACACAUUGUGUAUCACACUCACUAAAUCUUUGUUUAUCGGAUGCUACAAAAUCUCAAGAUAUUCGAAAUGCUUUUGGUGUAAUAAUCCUCAAAAAUAAAAUAAAAGAAAUUAAACCAAAUUCACAAUCUACAAAAUUGAAAUCUUUAUGUGAAACUCGCUGGGUGUUACGCCAUGAAGCAGUUAUGCUUUUUAAAGAAUUUGUAGAACCCGUUGUAGCUGCAUUAGAAAAAGUGCAAAGUGAAUGUUCUGGGACCGAUUCUUCAAAAAGAGCAAAAAUAUUGAUUUAUUUAAUGCUCUUAAUCAAGUUUCUGGUGUAA
Molecule: messenger RNA, 708 nt
Organism: Metopolophium dirhodum (rose-grain aphid)
Lineage: Eukaryota; Metazoa; Arthropoda; Insecta; Hemiptera; Aphididae
Product: zinc finger MYM-type protein 1-like
Exons: 3
Coding region: 1-708 (235 amino acids)
Source: RefSeq, a predicted model, not a curated record